Molecule: messenger RNA, 1749 nt
Organism: Penicillium chermesinum
Lineage: Eukaryota; Fungi; Ascomycota; Eurotiomycetes; Eurotiales; Aspergillaceae
Product: phosphate transporter
Exons: 6
Coding region: 1-1749 (582 amino acids)
Biological process (GO): transmembrane transport
Cellular component (GO): membrane
Molecular function (GO): transmembrane transporter activity
Source: RefSeq, a predicted model, not a curated record
AUGCAUGUGGGCAAGCUUCAUGCCCGUCUGUACAAGACGGAUCGUGCUCGCGACUUUGAUCAUGAGCAGGAUCGAGUGGUGCGAAUGCGACAAAUCUAUGAGACGAUCGACCGGCAAGGAUAUCAAUGGAUUGUCGUUCUCGUCGCUGGUCUGGGCUUUUUCCUCGACGGUUAUACACUCUUUGCAAGUAACAUGGCCCUGCCCAUGAUCUCCUACGUCUAUUGGAACAACGAAAUCUCCUCGCUUCGACUCACAUGCAUCAAUAUCGCCACUCUGGCGGGCACCUUGCUCGGCAUGGUCAUGUUCGGCUUUCUCGCAGAUAAGAAUGGGCGCAAGAAAAUGUACGGCGUUGAACUGGUGCUUCUUAUUACAGCAACGCUCGGCGUCGUGAUGUCCUCGGAGGGAGUCAACAAGAGCAUGAACGUAUAUGCGUGGCUUAUCUGGUGGAGAAUCUGUGUCGGCAUUGGCGUGGGUGCGGACUAUCCUUUGAGUGCAGUCAUUACCUCCGAAUUCGCUCCGACCAAGCACCGCGCUCGGAUGAUGGCCAGUGUCUUCUUCGCGCAACCCCUCGGUCAGAUCGCUGGGAAUCUCGUAUCCAUCGUCGUCAUUGCCAUCGGGCGCAGCAGCAAUGACGCCGAUAUCGUCGGUCGGGUGGACAAAAGCCCGCGUUUUCUGGUCGAUAUCGAAGACGACCCGGUGACCGCCGAGUUCGACGCAACGACACUCUUUAGCGAGCCUCCUUCAAGCCCGGGGUUUGAGAUGGGGGGGUUUGGAACAUUGACUACUAUCACUGGCAGCGGGAUGCAUGUACCGCCCGUUUCUUCGCUACGGAGCAAUUCGAUCAUUGAUGAUGAUGAGUUUGGUUCCUUGCCCCCAGCAACUCUGAACUCCCACUGGCGCCUGGCACGCACCGAUAUCAUGAGAUAUUUCUGGACCGAGGGGAACUGGCGUAGCUUGGUUGCGACCUCUGUCGCUUGGCUACUGAUGGAUUUUGGUUUCUAUGGCAUCAGUUUGGCAAGUCCGCAGUUCCUUGCUCGCACUUGGGGCCAGCUCCAAAUCUCCAAGCCGGAGCCAUACUGGAAGAUUUCGGAAGACCCGAACUUCUCUGUCUUCCAGGGAUUCUUUGAUACUUCGGUUCGCGCCUUGGUCAUUUUGAACAUUGGUAGUUUCGCAGGUGGUCUCCUGUUCAUCAUCUUUGCUCAUCGCAUUGACCGGGUCGCUUUGCAGAAGUACAUGUUUCUCCUCCUGGCAGUGCUCUUCAUCGUCCUGGGAAGUAUGUUCGUCUGCUUGAUUGACAGUCCACCUGCAGCGGUUGCCCUAUACAUCUUGGGUCAAAUCAUGUUCAACUUCGGCCCCAACGCAACCACAUAUAUGAUCCCAGCGGAGAUCUUCCCUACUCGCUACCGAGCCACGUGCUAUGGUAUUGCUGCUGGCUCCGGCAAGCUUGGCUCGAUUCUUGUUCAGAUCUUCUCGACGUACUACAAGUUUGGAGGUGGCCUGGGCAAUAUCUCCACUCGUCACCACGGCAUUGUGCUGUUUGUUUUCAGCAUCUGUAUGGUCAUUGGUGCUGUCGUGACACACUUCUGGAUCCCCUCGCUUCAACAAGGGAAGGGACGCAACCUCAUCUGGGGCGGAAAGCCCUACACUCUCGAAGUCAUGGCCCUUGGUCGGAUGGGCCACAAAAGUCGAGAGGCCGGGCCGGGGCCUCGGAAGAGGACAUCUCGACAGCGCACUAUGUCUGUCAGCUAG